Eruca vesicaria subsp. sativa (arugula) is the source of this 225-nucleotide messenger RNA. The record is from the annotation of a GenBank genome assembly. Lineage: Eukaryota; Viridiplantae; Streptophyta; Magnoliopsida; Brassicales; Brassicaceae.
AUGUCGUUUCAUAAAGCUCCGUUUUUGGUGGAUAUUGAUGUUGUUCAAGGGAAGCGAGUGUUGAAACUUGAGGAGAUCUCUGGCAAUUCUUAUUACCAAGACAUGGACCGUUUCGUUGCAAUGGAGAAAGCUCUUCGUACUUGGGCUUAUUGGGUCGAAACAAAUGUGGAUAGAUCCACAACUCAAGUCUUCUUCCUCUCCAUUUCUCCAACGCAUGACAAGUAA